This is a messenger RNA of Echinostoma caproni, 1113 nucleotides long. NCBI's taxonomy places the organism in Eukaryota, Metazoa, Platyhelminthes, Trematoda, Plagiorchiida, Echinostomatidae. The record is from the annotation of a GenBank genome assembly.
AUGAACAGAACUGUUCGCCCUGCACCUCCACCUCCGCCUUUGCCGCCUUUGCAUGCCAAAUCAUUCAGUUCAACCAUGGCCGUACCGCAUCUGCGUUACCCUCCUGGAUCUCUGUUGCCAAAUCUUCCUUAUGGUUCUUGCAGUGCUCCUGAUAUCUCCUCCGAUUUGCCUUAUGCGAUGGACAGUUCAGCAUUAUCCACGGUUCCUGAAGAAGAACAGGACACUUUUGGUUCGACUUCUGGGCAAAGUAGUCCACCUCAAAGCAUGUCCACUGUGCAAACUAGGAUUCCGGCUGAUUCAAAUGCUCAUUCAGAUCGUACUAGUCGUAGUAGUGACGUUACCACUCCAACCUUAUCCUCCACUUUUUCAAACUCCUUGCAACGACUAUCUCAUUCAGAUCGUUCGGUGAUGCCUAGCACACUUCCCAGACCAACAAGAAAGGUGAAAAGACGACGCGGUCCACGAGGACCUCCGCCACCUCCACCGCCAAUCCCGCCUUUUCGAGAGACAAACGCACAAUCGCGAAGCUGUUCUGGUUCAGAUAGCGAUGAUUUGCUGCUGAUGGAGGAUACAUGUGGUCAGGAAGCUCGGGUGCUUGGUGUACAUCCAGCAUAUGGGACAAUGUCUAACAUGAGGCCUAUAGUUCAACCGGAAGGGAUGACUCGUGAAACCCGGGAAAGCUCUGUGGCUUCCAGUCUGACCUCAUCGUUGCCUGACUAUACGAUUCGACACUCACCCGAGGACACGGAGCUACUCGAGCGUACACUAGGCGCCUCGCUUGAUUUACAAGGUCUCUCGCAAUCGGAAAUGCGUGGUGCCACAAUACCCUGUCAUGGAUCGGGUAUUACUGUCGUAGGUCAGACAUCAAAAGCUCCCUGUAGUUCUACACCUGAACCACUCUCGGCGCACUGGGUCAGUCCAACGGAUUGUGUUCCUGGCUACACACCAAAGGAACUAGCCGAAGCGGAACAUAGUUUGCAACAGCUCGAAGCUUCAUUGCGUCGAGAGGGUCGACCGGAACGUGAAAGACAGUUUUCGCUAGACGAGGAGCGAGCUUUUUCCUUGAAGCCUGCACCACCAAAACGGUCCCCGUUGACUGUUCUGACUGGGUGA